This is a messenger RNA of Xiphias gladius (swordfish), 2241 nucleotides long. RefSeq names its product potassium channel tetramerization domain containing 10 (gene kctd10). Lineage: Eukaryota; Metazoa; Chordata; Actinopteri; Istiophoriformes; Xiphiidae. Gene Ontology annotation, biological process: negative regulation of Rho protein signal transduction; protein ubiquitination; proteasome-mediated ubiquitin-dependent protein catabolic process. Gene Ontology annotation, cellular component: Cul3-RING ubiquitin ligase complex. The transcript has 8 exons. The record is from RefSeq and is a predicted model, not a curated record. Bases 217 to 1158 code for a protein of 313 amino acids. Gene Ontology annotation, molecular function: ubiquitin-protein transferase activity; protein binding.
CUCAGUCAUUUGGUUGUCCUUGAGAUCCGAGCAGGAGCAAAGCCAGCUGAACAUGAAGACUAACUUGCCAUCUCUGAAGAAAGGCGGCGAUACAGUAAAGAUGGAGCUGGGAAAGUUGAUGUCACUUUUAUAACUGCGUAGCGUUGGACCGGAAGGAAGUGGGUGUUAGCUGACUGACGUUAGCAAGCUACAUUUACGAAGUCUGCUGUGGCUUCUAUGGAAGAGAUGUCAGGAGAGAGUGUGGUGAGCUCGGCAGUGCCGGCAGCUACAACCCGGACUACAUCCUUCAAGGGCUCCAGCCCCAGCUCCAAAUAUGUGAAGUUAAAUGUGGGUGGGGCACUGUACUACACUACAAUGCAGACACUAACCAAACAGGACACGAUGCUCAAAGCCAUGUUCAGUGGCAGGAUGGAGGUCCUCACAGACAGUGAAGGUUGGAUCUUGAUUGAUCGCUGCGGUAAACAUUUUGGAACAAUCCUUAACUAUCUGAGAGAUGGAGCAGUGCCACUCCCAGACAGCCGACGGGAAACUGAGGAGCUGCUCGCUGAGGCCAAGUAUUACCUUGUCCAAGGCCUAGCUGAUGAAUGUACAGCUGCCUUGCAGAACAAAGAAACUUAUGAACCCCUUUGUAAAGUGCCUCUGAUGACAUCAUCUAAGGAAGAGCAGAAGCUUAUUGCAACAUCUAAUAAGCCUACUGUCAAACUGCUGUAUAACAGAAGUAACAACAAAUAUUCAUAUACCAGCAAUUCUGAUGACAACAUGCUGAAAAAUAUUGAGCUGUUUGACAAGUUAUCAUUGCGGUUCAAUGGUCGGGUCCUCUUCAUCAAAGAUGUGAUUGGGGAUGAGAUCUGUUGUUGGUCAUUUUAUGGCCAGGGGCGUAAGAUUGCUGAAGUGUGCUGCACCUCCAUUGUUUAUGCCACAGAAAAGAAGCAGACAAAGGUUGAGUUCCCUGAGGCGCGAAUCUAUGAGGAGACCCUCAACAUCCUGCUGUAUGAGUCCCAUGAUGGGAGGGGUCCAGACAAUGCCCUGCUGGAGGCCACAGGAGGCGCUGCAGGACGAUCUAAUCAUCUGGAUGAGGAUGAGGAGCGAGAACGAAUUGAGCGGGUUCGUAGGAUUCACGUCAAACGACCGGAUGAUCGCACACACCACCACCAGUGACCUGCCUCCCACGACCUCUCAGCCUGUGUCUCUGACCCCGGACAGUCUUUGCACCAUGCUUGUGCCUUACAUCACCCAGCGCCUCUAUGUCUCACUUCCACUCUUAUUUUACCAGCUCUCUUUAGGUGACUACUAUGAGAUGAGUGUCAUACUACAGUGUGUAGUGGUAAAGUGAUUUUGUGCGUGAUUGUGUGUCCACUUGUCAUCUUUUGUUGUGUGGUCUUACAGGCUGUAAUGUUUGUUAGUCAUGAUAACUCCUUUCACUGUUUUCUGCUAGAGUGCAAAAGCCCACAGACAUGGAUCUUUGCAGUCAGCAAUGCAGGUGACCACAGUUUCACCUAAAUGUGUGAAGAAAAUGAAAAUAAUAUUGUCAGUGAACAUUUGUUAAUUGAGGUCCUAACUAGAUUAGAUCCAGGAGAACAAGAAUUAUAUCAUGUAAGCAGCUAAAAUUUAAUGUACAUACUUUGGCUUCUCCUUACCAAGGUCCUGACGGGUCCACUGUAAGGUCAUCAGUGGAUGAUCCAGGUAUUGUACACAAUGGGGCCACAUGGGGGCACUGUAUUACUCUUAGAUGAUGUUAACCAGGCUAUUUUGUAGCCUGCAGAUAAUACCAAUUAAACCUUUUUAAAAAAAAUUAAUGAUUUUUGAUACAGUUAAGAUAUCACAGGCAGAUGCAACAUUUCACUGUAGAGCUUCUGCCAUAUUUAGUUUUACCAUAAUGCAUUUUCCCUUCACCUCACUACAUGAUAAUUAUUUUCAGUGGAGGGAACUUGAGCCGUGACCUGAGGUGUUAAAUGUACCAGGGUGAUUGAAUGAUGGAUGCUGAAUUUGAAGUGAAUGACCGUAACCAGAGAUCUCCCCAGCAGGAAAGGAAUCCUGUGUACAAGCUUUUAACAGGGAGAGAAAUUAGACCUGUCUUUCAUCGCUGCAUUCAUCAGAGAAUGUACUGUUUGCACACAAUAGGUUUAAGUUGAAAUUUGUCUAACAAUUGCAGUUCUUGUAGGUCUGAUGUACAGAUGUGAACAUAUAUGUAUGUUUUAUAUUUAUACCUACUUUAUCACAAAUAAAUUUCUACAAACGUUA